Molecule: messenger RNA, 840 nt
Organism: Darwinula stevensoni
Lineage: Eukaryota; Metazoa; Arthropoda; Ostracoda; Podocopida; Darwinulidae
Source: the annotation of a GenBank genome assembly
AUGAUUACGAUCGAGCUGACGGAAUCAAGUGAGCUUAAUGCAGGGGGUGGGGAGGGAGGAAUAGGAUAUUACGCCAUCCUGCACCCAAUGAAGGCAAAAUACAUUUGCACGAUCAGCCAGGCGAAGAAGGUGAUCAUUGGCAUCUGGAUCUCGUCGUUCAUCUUGGCGGCUCCCUCCGCCUCCAUCCAGGUCCUGCACCCAAAAAAUGGGAUGGAGGUGGAAGGGAAGAAGUACUACUGGUGUACACGGAACUUCGAUGCCCCCGUGCUAUGGAGGUCUUUUGAGAUCUACAUGCUUCUCCUCGUCUUCGUCGUCCCCGGGGUGAUCAUGACCCUUUCCUACACGGCCAUCUGCAGAGAAGUCGGGAAGGUGAUGAGGGCCCGGGCGCACAUGACCAACGGCACCGGCUCCGUGAAUGAUUAUGAAGAAGAUAGAGGAUGUGAGAAAGAUUCUCGUCGGGGGAACGAUACCAGCACAAAGGUAUCCCGAUGUACGGAGGAAGACGCAGCCACAUCUCGACAGGUGGUGAGGAUGUUGGUGGUGGUUGUGCUGCUAUUCCUCCUCUCCUGGGGUCCAUCACUCAUCGAGAAUGUCCUCACUUCCUUCGACGUCAUCGAUGAACUUCAUUCCACUGCGGUGUUGAAGCACAUGAGGCUCGCUUUUGCCCUCAUGGCUUACUUCAACAGCUGCGUGAACCCAAUCGUCUACGGGUUCAUGUCGCGGAAUUUCCGCGAAGGUUUCCGGCAGGCGUUGAGCAUCUGUUGGAAGAAGAAGCUGUGUCGGAGAUCCCAAGACAAGCGUACCGUCUUGACGUCACCAGGUUCGCCCAUAUUCCGUUGA